Molecule: messenger RNA, 1136 nt
Organism: Drosophila miranda
Lineage: Eukaryota; Metazoa; Arthropoda; Insecta; Diptera; Drosophilidae
Product: mitochondrial E3 ubiquitin protein ligase 1-like
Exons: 1
Coding region: 47-1066 (339 amino acids)
Biological process (GO): protein ubiquitination; organelle organization
Molecular function (GO): ubiquitin-protein transferase activity
Source: RefSeq, a predicted model, not a curated record
AAGCCAGUAGUAUUAAAUCGAAAUUGAGUAAAAAUUAUAACUCAAAAUGGAUAUUAUAAACGAAUCUGUGGCCCUCGGCGUGGAUUUAAUAAUUUUGGGCCUCUGCGUACGCGAAUAUAUGUACAACCGGAGGGUGGCAGGACUCUUGAAGACUGCGCCGCACUACAGCAUCGAUGGAGAUCUCAAAGCCAUUGUGGAACGCCAACAGGCCGAGGGUCUGCCGGUCUAUGCGGAGAUCCGGGGCACUGUCACGCCCAGGGGCGUGCCCCUGCGCAGCGCUUUGGUUCCGGGUGUCAGCGGUGUGCUGCAGAUUUUGAAGCUCCAGGAGCACCGGGAGGCCCGGGGCUUUGCCGGCUUCUGGAUGGAGCAUCGCAGGCUCCUGUACAGAUCCGCCAACGAGAUGCCCUUCGAGCUGCGCAGCCAACAGCACGGCGUGGAGAUUGUGGACGCCCUGGGCGCAGCUGUGCUCGACGUGGACGUUGUCUACGACCACUACAAGCUCUCUAAACUCUCCGUCCCUGCCCAGAUCCUCGGACUCUUCAGUGGCAUACGACAAAAGGGUCUCCAGACCACGGAGGAGGUCCUGCGCGAGGGCAGCUCCCUGACGGCCAUCGGAAGGCUGGAGCUGAUUGGAGACUCGUUGCGCAUGCAGCCGUCGCCGGAGGCGGGCCUCUUUCUGACCACCGCCACAAAAUCCGGCCUCAUCAAGCGGUUCGAGGCUGCCAAGUGGACCAUGAUCCUGAAGAUUGCUCUUUGCGGCGCCGUCUCAGCCCUCCUGAUCGGCCUCAUGGCCAAGAAGUUGUAUCGCAAGAAGAGGCAGCAGAAGGAGGAGGCGGGAAUACACAGCCGCCUGGAGAGAGAGCGUCGCGAACGCCGUGCCCGCGGUCGUCCCCCCGCACUGUCCGAUGAUGAGCUGUGCGUUGUCUGCGCCACAAAUCCCAAGGAGAUCAUUCUACUGCCCUGCGGCCAUGUGUGUCUCUGCGAGGACUGCUCGCCCCACAUUGCCACCCAAUGCCCCGUGUGUCGGGGCAAAAUCGUGUCCAAAGCGGCUGCUUUCAUCGCUUGAAUCGGAAAUCUCGUGUGUCUAUGCAAUGUAAAGCCCUUAUAUUAUAAAUUAUUAUAGUGUUGACUAGUUU